AAUGAGUAUCCUUGGGGUAAAGAUUCGUUUAGAGAGUUGGUUGUAAGCAUCGGGGCGAGAAAUAUCUUUGGUUUUAAGAAAUAUUAUAGGAUUCAUGGUUUGCCGCUUGCUAUGCAAGUAUGGUUGUAUGAAUGUUGCUCAAAAGUCCCGUCCACCAUUGCAGUUAAGACGGGGAAUUUAAUUCCUAGAAUUUUGAACUGGCGAACUACGGAAGGAAAACCAGAAUUCAAGAAAUUGAUGGAUGGCAUGUUCAGAGACGAUAAAAAUCCGUCCUGUAGAUUUGAGGAAGUUGUGCCAACACCCCAUGAGUUGGAAACUCUUAAAUUGCCUCCUGUUGCACAUGACAUACCAGACGUCAAACAUGGAGUUGAUGGUGUACAUGAUACUGAUUUGGUAGACGAUGAUUACGAUGAUUUUAGUACCACACCACCGCAUCUGUCCAGUGGCAAACAGCAACAAAGGAGUGCCAAUUCUGAUUCCCCGCGAGGCAAGAAACGGACGCAGUUUCCAGUUUCUGUUCCUCCUUCCAGGAAACAACCAUCACGGAAGGAAUCUGGGAUAAAAGGGACAAGGAAACAAGAUGCACCUACAGCACCCCGAACAGAUGAGUUUAACCUGAUAAGGGAAGAGAUUCGGAUUUUCAAGAAAGAAGUGUUUGACUACAUGGAUAACUACUUCAAAAAGUUGUUAGAUGCAAUAAAGGGCAAUCAAACACCAGAUAAGGUCGGCGACACAAUGUUAAAAGCUGACUUACAUAGUGAUGGUGGGAUUUAUCAAGGCAAUCAAAGUGGCGGUACAGUAAAGCUUUCAACCAAAGAGAAUCAAGGUGGUGGUGCCACUUCCGCGCAGAGGAGUCAUCCAGUGGUUGAGGGAGUUGGGUUGCCAAUUAAUGAUCCGGUUUCUGUUGUUGAUGUGGAUAAAGAAACCGGAGUUAAAAGUGAUGCACAAACAGAUGGAGUGCCCAUAACACCAAUCCAUUUAAAUUUUGAUAUAAGUACUGAAAUGUGGCUUUUAAGUACUGAAAUGUCGUUUUGA
Messenger RNA from Lycium ferocissimum, 1035 nucleotides. RefSeq lists its product as uncharacterized. The transcript is spliced from 5 exons. NCBI's taxonomy places the organism in Eukaryota, Viridiplantae, Streptophyta, Magnoliopsida, Solanales, Solanaceae. The record is from RefSeq and is a predicted model, not a curated record. The coding region runs from base 112 to 1035 and encodes 307 amino acids.